Molecule: messenger RNA, 2296 nt
Organism: Pieris rapae (cabbage white)
Lineage: Eukaryota; Metazoa; Arthropoda; Insecta; Lepidoptera; Pieridae
Product: 6-phosphogluconate dehydrogenase, decarboxylating-like
Exons: 12
Coding region: 151-1602 (483 amino acids)
Biological process (GO): pentose-phosphate shunt; pentose-phosphate shunt, oxidative branch
Cellular component (GO): cytosol
Molecular function (GO): phosphogluconate dehydrogenase (decarboxylating) activity; NADP binding
Source: RefSeq, a predicted model, not a curated record
UACUUUAUUAGUCUGUGAUUAGAGCAUCCAAGGUUUGGUUGUUCUGACUUCAAGCAAAGACAUAAAUCAGUUAUUUCUUCAUUUUUUAAUCCUAUAUUUAUAUUCUUUUUUCUAUUAAUUUUCAAUCUUGCUUGAAUUUACAACUUCAUAAUGGCUGAAGGUAAAGCUGACAUUGCCCUUAUCGGCUUAGCUGUUAUGGGUCAGAACCUAAUAUUAAACAUGGAUUCCAAAGGAUUUGUUGUGUGUGCUUACAAUAGGACUGUAGAAAAAGUUGAACAAUUUCUGGCAAAUGAAGCUGCUGGAACAAAAAUAAUUGGUGCUAAGUCCUUAGAAGAUAUGGUUGCAAAACUUAAAAGACCAAGAAAAGUGAUGCUGUUAGUUAAAGCUGGUUUUGCUGUUGAUGAAUUUGUAAAGAAAUUGGUGCCAUUACUUGAAAAAGGAGAUAUCAUUAUUGAUGGAGGAAAUUCACAAUAUACUGAUACUCAGCGAUGGUGCAAGGAAUUGGAAUCUACAGGAAUCUAUUAUAUUGGCAUGGGUGUAAGCGGUGGAGAAGAUGGUGCUCGUUAUGGACCUUCUUUGAUGCCUGGAGGUCACCCAGAGGCGUGGCCACAUGUUAAACCUAUCUUCCAAGCAAUCUGUGCCAAAGCUAACAAUGAGCCCUGCUGUGACUGGGUUGGGAAAAAUGGUGCCGGACAUUUUGUAAAAAUGGUUCAUAAUGGCAUUGAAUAUGGUGACAUGCAGCUUAUUUGCGAGGCAUACAAUGUCAUGAAAGAUAUUUUAGGUAUUGAUCAGAAGGAAAUGGCUGAAGUGUUUGAAGAAUGGAACAAAGGAGAGCUCGACUCGUUCUUGAUAGAAAUCACAAGUGACAUUCUGAAAUACAAAGAUGAUGAUGGUACAUACUUAUUGCCGAAGAUUCGUGACACUGCAGGACAAAAGGGAACAGGCAAAUGGACUGGCAUUAGCGCUUUAGAGUAUGGUGUUCCCGUCACACUAAUCGGGGAAGCUGUCUUUGCUAGAUGUCUGUCUGCAUUGAAAGAUGAACGUGUAAAAGCCAGCAAAGUGCUGCCAGGUCCAUCGGGAAAAUUCACUGGCGAUAAGAAAGUAUUCCUCGAACAACUGCGGAAGGCACUAUUCGCAAGCAAAAUUAUUUCCUACGCCCAAGGCUUCAUGCUGCUUCGGGAAGCUGAAAAGGCUAAUUCAUGGAGUCUCAAUUACGGAAGCAUUGCAUUGAUGUGGCGUGGAGGCUGCAUCAUUAGGAGUGCGUUCCUUGGGAAUAUCAAGGAUGCGUUCACAAAGAACCCACAGCUCACGAAUCUGCUCCUCGACCCAUUCUUCAGCGAGCGUAUCAGCAAUAGCCAGCAAUCUUUGCGUGAAGUUGUAGCGCAAGCGUCGCUUAUGGGCGUUUCAACGCCAGCCUUCUCUGCGGCACUCGCGUUCUAUGACGGGUACCGAUCGGACGUCCUGCCAGCUAAUCUGUUACAGGCGCAAAGGGAUUACUUUGGAGCUCACACCUAUGAACUUCUGAAGAAGCCAGGCGAAUUUGUUCACACCAAUUGGACCGGGCAUGGUGGAAAUGUAUCGGCCUCCACAUAUAAUAAUUAAUUUUUAUAUUUUGUAUUGUAAGUGUACACAGAAUUCCAUAAUUUUCUAUUGUUUUAUAUUAUAUUACAUCAAAGCUUUUAUGAAAAUGGGCCUUUUUUGCUAGUUGAGCAUAAUUCUUGAACGGCAAUGAUUUUUUAACUGUAUAUUCGAAAUUAUACAUUCCUUAGUUGUAGCUUAGGGUAAUAAGUAAAGGUGCUGUGUUUAAAUAUUAAUUGUCAAAACUUAAACAAAUAUGGUGUGAUGGGUUCAAAAAUUCAGUAUAAUAGAUUUAGCCUGUCCACGGCCCAAACUUGGCAAAGUUAAGGAAAACUUGGCUUAUUUCGAAAGUUUUAAACAUAAGUAAUAUGUUACAUAAAAAUGUCGUUUAUAUUAUUUUGUCUUAAAUAUAGUUACUGUCAAAACUGAAACAAAUAUGGUGUGAUGGGUCCAAAAUUGUUUCUUUGCCUUUCAAAAUACAUUUUUGUAGAUAUAUAAUUAUUUUGUUAAUUUGUAAAUCAUUUUGACUUUUAUUUUGUUUUUCAGUCAAAGUAUUGCUAGAUUGAUAUGAUUAAAAUAAACAGAACAUGAUCUUAAACAAAUCUUAAUAAAUAUAGUAAUGCUAUGAUCCUAUAGGUGUAUAAUGAUUAAAACACCAUUUAUACAUUUUAAAACGGUUAAUUAGUAAUAAUUAUAAUAAUAAAUAUUUUAUAACAGA